Messenger RNA from Fusarium vanettenii 77-13-4, 483 nucleotides. RefSeq lists its product as uncharacterized. The transcript has 2 exons. The record is from RefSeq and is a predicted model, not a curated record. The coding region runs from base 1 to 483 and encodes 160 amino acids. Lineage: Eukaryota; Fungi; Ascomycota; Sordariomycetes; Hypocreales; Nectriaceae.
AUGGUGGCUCUCUGUGGCAAAAGAGAGACAGUCAGGCGCUCCCGUGCUCGACAGAGCGCCAAAGCCUAUCUAUCUAUAAAGACUGAGCCUCCCGAAAUAGAACACAAAACGUUGCCCAGCCCCGAUCGAUUCCCUCUGCUCCUGCAUGCUGCGCAAUGUCCCGACUACAUCGGCGAUAAGCGCCUCUCUCGUGAAGAGCGUACCUUUGCAUACUGCCGCCCGACUGUUAUGAACGACCAUUUCGAUGACCAGCAUCUAGUCAGACGCGAGCAAGCUGAGCGGAGAGGAGAGAUAAUACGGUGCGACCAUCCCGAAUGUCGAGGCAUCAAAUUGCAGCACGUCAACCACUUCCGGCGUCAUGUUAAGGAAGUCCAUGGUGUUGCGCUGCGGACUUCAGAGCAAGUGAGGCAGAGGCGACAGCGCAAGCAGCCUAAGCAGCGUCGCCAAAAGGCGGCCGGUGAUGCAUACGUCACGCAUAAUUAG